Messenger RNA from Mizuhopecten yessoensis (Yesso scallop), 2754 nucleotides. Its product is annotated as ectonucleoside triphosphate diphosphohydrolase 7-like. Gene Ontology annotation, molecular function: nucleoside diphosphate phosphatase activity. The record is from RefSeq and is a predicted model, not a curated record. Gene Ontology annotation, cellular component: membrane. The coding region runs from base 169 to 2031 and encodes 620 amino acids. Lineage: Eukaryota; Metazoa; Mollusca; Bivalvia; Pectinida; Pectinidae. The transcript is spliced from 10 exons. Gene Ontology annotation, biological process: nucleoside diphosphate catabolic process.
UUCCUGUUGAGUCGGCAUCGGAAAAUUUUGAAGGUUGGGUGAUAAUUAUAUCGUAAACACGUUUGUAGUUUCAAAAAUCUCUUGAGAUGUAACUAUGAUUACUUGUGAGUGGUCAACUAGAACCUUUUCAUACAGGUUCUUGGUGGACACUGUGGUCUACGAGUUCCCAUGGCCAGAAUCACCCUCAAUCUCCCCAAUGCUGUAACAUUACAAUGGACCAGAAUCCAACACAGCUUCUCUGCGCGGCAAAUCACUGCCGCUGUCUUCUGCUGCAUUCUUCUGGGAGUGCUCCUGUUUGCUUUUAUGGAAAUGUAUCUAGUUGGUUCUACAGGGUAUCACAGCAGCACAGACACACACGGGUCUCAUCGGUCAGUCCCCACAGGUGACCCCCAUCCUGUCCUAGGGCCUGGCGUCAGAUAUGGUAUUGUGAUAGACUGUGGCAGCAGCGGAAGUCGUAUUUAUGUUUAUUUUUGGCCGCCUCAUUCUGGAAACGCCAGGGAUUUGCUUAACAUUCAACAAUUAAUGGGACAAGAUGGGAAACCUGUGGUGAAGAAAAUCACACCAGGCCUUGAUAAGUUUGAAAAUAACCCUGGAGCAGCAAGUGAGUACAUCCGCCCAUUACUGAAGUUUGCAGCCUCUUACAUCCCUAAAGAACAGCAGAAAGAGGCUUUACUUUUUAUUCUUGCCACUGCUGGUAUGCGCAUGAUCUCAUCUACAGCACAGAAAGCAAUAUUUAAUGAUCUCAAGACUGACAUUGCCAAGGAGUUUCCCUUUGUGAUAUCAGACAGUAAUUUAGAAGUGAUCAGUGGGAAGCUGGAGGGUGUUUAUGCCUGGAUAGCUGUUAAUUAUGCAUUACGCAAAUUUGACCAUGGAGAGGAAGAGCACCCGUUGGUGGCUGUUGAGGUGCCUGGACAGUCAGCCAAGAGGACACACAUCCGCAGGCGGACUGUGGGGAUGAUAGACAUGGGAGGUGGCUCUAUGCAAAUAGCAUUUGAAGUAACAUCAAAGUCUGCAACAAUCCCUCCACAUAGAGUUGUUGAGUUUAACCUAGGAUGUCAACAAAACGACUUUGAUCACACAUACAGAGUGUAUGUCUCUACUUUCUUGGGUUUUGGGGCCAAUGAGGCAAGGGACCGCUAUGAAGUGAUGCUUACAGAGAAUGCUGAUCAUUCCAAUGUUACACAAAGACAGAGUGAUAACACAGAAAACUCGACCCUUAACAGUCACUUCAGCCAUAACCAUGGCAAACGAGUCCUACCAGACCCCUGCCUUCCCCCAGGCUUGUUCUAUGAGAGAGAAGACGAGGAAGGCCACACCUACUUUUUCCAUGGGACUGGGGAUUACCUUGUGUGCCAGAAAGCUGUUUAUUCUCUUCUCAACCUAUCAGCCCAAUGUGAACAGGAAGCAUGCUCUAUGAAUGGAGUUCACCAGCCCGAGAUACCAUACCAAAAAACAGAGUUCUACGGCUUCUCUGAGUUCUGGUACACGAUGCAGGACAUUUUCAGGAAGGGUGGCCUGUAUGACCAUGAAGACUUCCAAAAAGAUGCACAGAAAUUUUGCAGUACUAAGUGGGCAACCCUGCAGUCUCGUGUAGAGCAGAACCUGUACCCUAAAGCUGAUGAUCAGCGCAUGAAGUUGCAGUGUUUCAAGUCAGCAUGGAUGACCUCUGUUCUUCACCAAGGUCUUAAGUUUCCACAGACCUACCACCAACUCCACUCAGUUAACCUCAUCAACAGCAGGGACAUCCAGUGGACACUAGGGGCCCUCAUACAUCGCACCCGUUACUUGCCUCUCAGGGAUGUAGAAAGAUUUGAAACUCAGCAUGCCCAGCCCUCCAAUGUGAAGAGUUCCUGGUCUCUGUAUAAUAGUUACGUGAUAAUCGUGUGUAUCUUUGUUGUGGUGAUGGCCAUCCUGUUAUACAUGCACCGCCUUCAAGUGCGACUGUGUCCAACUCGGAAAGAUUUGAAAAGAGUGCCUUCACACUCCUUCUUCAACACUGAUGAGGAUCCCUCUAGUUACCAGUACGCAUGAUUGUCCUUGAACUGAUGACAAUGAAGAGGAUCCCUCUAGUUACCAGUACGCAUGAUUGUCCUGUAACUGAUAAAAAUGACGAGGAUCCGUCUAGUUACCAGUACGCAUGAUUGUCCUGUAACUGAUGACAAUGACGAGGUUCCCUCUAGUUACCAGUACGCAUGAUUGUCCUGUAACUGAUAAAAAUGACGAGGAUCCGUAUAGUUACCAGUACGCAUGAUUGUCCUGUAACUGAUGACAAUGACGAGGUUCCCUCUAGUUACCAGUACGCAUGAUUGUCCUGGAACUGAUGACAAUGACGAGAAUCCCUCUAGUUACCAGUACGCAUGAUUGUCCUAGAUGAUGACAGCAUUGUGAACUUGAUUGUCGAGGAACUGAUAACAGCAUUGUGAUACAUGCUAGUGUAAAUAGUACCUCACAGAGGUUCUACUGGUAUUGUGAUACUUGUCAGCAUAGAAAAUACCUCCCAAACCUGACCUAGACAAUUCAAUUACGAAUGAUCACACAUGCAUACAGCAUUUAUAUAAUAGACAGUGUAAAGUUUUACACGUAAAAGUGCUUUACAUAACUAUGUAAAACAAACAGAAAAUCAACACAUGUUAUAGUCAAAGUUGAUUACCAAAGGAUACGUUUCUUAUAAGAAACUAAACAUUGAAUUCAACAAUAUACACAAGUAUAGCCGACUGACUACUUUACACAUUGACUCAUGACAGUGCUACUCAC